Molecule: messenger RNA, 1453 nt
Organism: Leptosomus discolor (cuckoo roller)
Lineage: Eukaryota; Metazoa; Chordata; Aves; Leptosomiformes; Leptosomidae
Source: RefSeq, a predicted model, not a curated record
CAGGCACCCAGAGGGGGAAAUACAGGGCUCGGGACCGCCAGGCAGGCGAGGGCUUCUGCAGACAGCACCAAAGCAGCUGAGCGGGCGGUCGGGGGAGUUGACCAAGUCCAGCGCCAUGGGUUUGCUCGAGUGCUGUGCUAGAUGUCUCAUCGGGGCACCCUUUGCCUCGCUGGUUGCCACUGGCUUGUGCUUCUUUGGGGUAGCGCUGUUUUGUGGCUGUGGGCACGAAGCCCUCACAGGCACCGAGCAGCUAAUUGAGACCUACUUCUCCAAAAACUACCAGGACUACGAGUAUCUCAUUGACGUCAUCCACGCUUUUCAGUACGCCAUCUAUGGCACGGCCUCCUUCUUCUUCCUCUACGGAGCCCUGCUGCUGGCCGAAGGCUUCUAUACCACCGGCGCCGUCCGGCAAAUCUUCGGGGACUACAGGACCACCAUCUGCGGCAAGGGCCUCAGCGCAACGUUUGUGGGCAUUACCUACGUCCUGACCAUCAUCUGGCUCCUGGUUUUCGCCUGCUCUGCGGUGCCUGUCUACAUCUACUUUAACACUUGGACCACCUGCCAGUCCAUUGCCAACCCCAGCAAGACCUCAGCCAGCAUCGGCACCCUGUGUGCGGAUGCCAGGAUGUACGGCGUCCUGCCCUGGAACGCUUUCCCCGGCAAGGUGUGUGGCUCCAACCUGCUCUCCAUCUGCAAGACCAGUGAGUUCCAGAUGACUUUCCACCUCUUCAUUGCGGCCUUUGUGGGGGCAGCCGCCACGCUGGUCUCACUGCUCACCUUCAUGAUCGCCGCCACCUACAACUUCGCCGUCCUCAAGCUGAUGGGCCGAGGCACCAAGUUCUAGCCUGCUCGGCAGAGCCCAGCCAGACCAAACGCCCUUCUUUUCUCUAACCCCGAGGCUUUAACACUGCAGCCACCUGACACCAGGUCUCCUGCGUUAACUCUGCCUUCGCUGCUGACUCCCCUCCUCUUCCUCCCUCGCAUCCAUCGUGCUGAGCAUGACCAGGAAGGAGAGCUUCCCAUCAAUGGACACCUCUUUAUGCACUUUUCUCUCUGCUCAUCCAUAACCGGUUCUCUCUAGGGCCAAGCCCAUCAAAACCAGCCAGAGAAAAGGAGGGACUUAAUCCAGUGUCCCGAUGUUGCCUAGGGAUGAGCAAAGGCCUUCAUGCUCCUGGGAGGAGGAAAUUUGUGUAGGUUGGUCCAUGAGUAGCAAGAGGCUACCUAGAGAGAAAAGGAAGUUGGCCCAGUGCUGGUACCAUUGCUAGAGACUCUCCUGGAGCUGUCUGCUGUCACCACCCGUGGAUGGAGCAUAAGAGAAGGAUUUUUUUUUCCCUUAGCCAAAGCAAGAUGAAUUUACUCCAGAUUGCCUGCUGCAGCCACGGCAAAGGGAGUUCAGGGCAAGGAUCUUCCCAUUGCAGAGAAGAGAGUGCUGACCCCGAUGCUGAUAAAGCCC